AUGAUCACUCGGGCGCUUUCACCGGAGCUGAAAUCCGAUCGGGUAUCUGCGGAUCUUUCGUCUGGGGCUCUGGGAGAAGCUGAGUCGUUGAUCGGCGGAGACGAGAAAUCUGGCGGUGAAAGGGAGGUGUUCGGCGAUUUUAGCGACAGUGACGAUGAUUGGGAGGGCGUUGAGAGUACAGAGCUGGAUGAGUUGUUCAAUGCUGCCACUUCAUUCAUUGCUGCCACGGCUGCUGAUCGGGCGACGGUGAAAGUGCAAACAUGGCAGAAACUGGGUGCCAUGCCUCCUGGAGAAGCAAUGGAGAAGUACAGUGAUAUUAUGACUGAUUUAUAUUCUACUGGGCUGCUGGUGCUGCCACUAAGAAAAAAGAUGAAGGGAGAAGUGACAAAUUCAGGCUCCCACGGGCCGAUGGGACCUGUUUUUAGUAGCUUCAUAUAUGAGGAGGAAUCUGGAUCUGAACUGUAA
Molecule: messenger RNA, 465 nt
Organism: Striga hermonthica
Lineage: Eukaryota; Viridiplantae; Streptophyta; Magnoliopsida; Lamiales; Orobanchaceae
Source: the annotation of a GenBank genome assembly